AUGCAGAAAAUGAAAGUGGAUGAUAUUGACUGCUGGAAGGCUGGAAGGCUUCCGGUGGUUGUUCAGCGAGGCGAAGGAGACGGGGACAGCCCCGGAGCCUUAGCGGGGGCGACAAAGAGAUGGCAAGUGGUAGGUAGCAGCGGUGGGAUUCCAGCAGUUGUUCAAUGGGGCGAAGGCGAUGGGGACAUACCCAAAGCCUCAAUAGCGGUGACAAAGAGAUGGCGAGUGGUGGGUAGCAACGGCGGCCGCUGCGUUCCUAAAGAGCCACACUCCUUUUCUGAAGCUUCUAAAUACUCUGCUUGGCGUGAUGCUAUGGCAACUGAAUUCCAUGCCUUGCUUCAGAAUCACACCUGGGAUUUAGUAUCCUACACCUCUGCUCCUAAUGUUCUUGGUUCAAAGUGGGUUCUUUGCACCAAAUACCAUGUCGAUGGCUAUCUAGAGCGCCGCAAGCUAGUCACUAUUCAGAUUCUUAUCUCCAUUGUUGUCACCUCCGUAUUACAUCAAUUGGACAAUCAGAAUGUGUUUCUUUAUGGGGACUUGGAGGAGGCUAUUUACAUGUGGCAACCACCUGGCUUUGAGAAUCUGGACUUCCCCAACCAUGUUUGUAAGUUGCGUAAAUCCCUAUAUGGCCUUAAACAGGCUCCUUGCGCCUGCUUUUCUAAGCUCACUUAUAAGUAUUUCUCCGAUUUUCUAAAGUGUACUAACAUGCAUAAUUCAAAGCCUGUUUCCACUCCCAUGGCUUCUUUUGCUCGUCUUGCUGCUCUUGAUGGCCCAUCGUUUGAGGAUCCUCAUCUAUAUCGCAGUGUGGUGCUUAAGGUCUCAUUUGUUUCCAGUAAGGAUCACUUGGCGGAUAUAUUCACUAAGCCCCUUUCUACUGCUCAUUUUCAUCUUCUCAAAUCCAACCUCGCCCUUUCUCCAGUGCCGCUUGGAUCGCAGGGGGAUAUUAAGGCAACCGUUAUUGUAGAUGAAGAUUCCACCAAGACCUCCUCAAAGGCACCUUUGAUCUAUGAGAAUAUGUCAUCAAAAUCAAAAAUGUCUGGAAGGAUUCCAUAUAACAAGAAAUGGUGA
Molecule: messenger RNA, 1068 nt
Organism: Malania oleifera
Lineage: Eukaryota; Viridiplantae; Streptophyta; Magnoliopsida; Santalales; Ximeniaceae
Exons: 6
Coding region: 1-1068 (355 amino acids)
Source: RefSeq, a predicted model, not a curated record